Messenger RNA from Papaver somniferum (opium poppy), 933 nucleotides. Its product is annotated as F-box/kelch-repeat protein At3g06240-like. The coding region runs from base 1 to 933 and encodes 310 amino acids. Gene Ontology annotation, molecular function: protein binding. The transcript is spliced from 2 exons. The record is from RefSeq and is a predicted model, not a curated record. NCBI's taxonomy places the organism in Eukaryota, Viridiplantae, Streptophyta, Magnoliopsida, Ranunculales, Papaveraceae.
AUGGGGAACUUCGAUAUGCUUCCAGGAGAGAUCGUCUUCAACAUUUUAACACGUUUACCAGCUGAAUUAGUUCUAGAGUGCAAGUUAGUGUCCAAAUCUUGGAAUAAAGUUGUUAGUUAUCCAUCAUUUUCUCAAACUCACUUGGAUCGCUGCCUUGAGGAUCUUGAUUCUGGUGGUAAGUCUACUUUCCUGUUGGUGAAUGACGAUUUUGUUUUUUCAAGUUUUUCCUACAGAAAGUUUCAUUACUUGGAAUAUCAAGAUGACAGUUCUUUAGAGAACCCACCCUUUUAUAGAGUUAAAAGAAUGAAAAUAAACCCUGCUCCUUAUAUGUAUUACUAUCUUGCUGGUGCAUGCAACGGUUUAAUUUGUCUAAAUGGAUGCCUUGAUAAUGAUUGGGUCAACUAUGAGCCUGUUUAUAUCUGUAAUCCCAUCACCAGGGAAUGUGUUUAUCUGCCUGUAUUUGAGAGAACACUUGGUCUUCUAGCUGAUUCUCACGGGACCGAUUGCUCACUGGAUUCGGUUAUUGGCAAGGGAUGGAGGAACUUACAGAAGAAAUUCAACAAAAAACUGGAUUCGUUUAAAUGUGUCCGUGGUGUGUUUGUGAAUGAAUCUCUUUAUUGGAACCUUAAAAGUAAAACAGGCAACAUUGUCGCUUUUGAUUUGGCUAAUGAAAUUUUUGUCGAAAUACCUAAAGCUUUUCCCUCUUCUUCGAAUUAUGUACUCGGGGUAUUGGGGGGUUAUUUGUCAGCUGUCCACUAUGAUAAAUAUUCAAAAACGUCUGAGUUAUUGCUUUUGAAGAAGAAGGAAGAAGACGGGUCAUUAAGUUGGAUUAAAGAGUUCACGUUAAGCAACACGGAUACGCAUCAAUCACUUGCCCUUUCGUGUAGGGGUACAGUUCUAUGUCACUCAGGCACAAAGGUCCCAAGUUCAUGA